Molecule: messenger RNA, 411 nt
Organism: Dermacentor silvarum
Lineage: Eukaryota; Metazoa; Arthropoda; Arachnida; Ixodida; Ixodidae
Exons: 1
Coding region: 1-411 (136 amino acids)
Source: RefSeq, a predicted model, not a curated record
AUGCCAGAGCUACGAAAGUUGAAGAAGCAACACAACCUGACUCGGCAGCCCGUGUCGACCGCCGACUCGCUAUCGAGUCUCGUUGCUGUUGCCGAUCACUCUCCACUGCUUCAGCAGAUUCAAGACUUCGUGCGCGAGAAGGUAGGCCGUCAAUAUUCCUUGGUCCCCUUCGCUCAGGAGCCGUCCUGUCGUAUGCCUCCAACGCUCCGCACUCUCAUUGCCGAAGAGGUUGCUCAAGCUGUUCCCGUCGCUCACCACCAGCAUCCUGUGGCCGCGCCUCUUACCUAUGCGCAGGCAGCACAGCCUGUAGCCGCACCUCUUACGUAUGCCCAGGUAGUGCGUGCAGCUCCCCAGCCGCCUUUUUCGAUCCUGCAACAGUCUGCACCACCCACCACUCCUACUGCUUCUUAG